GGAAAAACACACAUACAGUUGCAUUACAGACAUAAAAACCAAAAUUUGAUAAUCACCAAGGUAAAUUGUUUAUGUGUAUGGAUGAUGUGAUAUGAUUUAAACAUUUGUUGUUUUUCGGGUUACGAGAUAGACAUUUGUUUGUUUUGUUUUGUUUGACAUCGGAUCAUCCAAGUUUCCUUUCCUUAUUCUUCUUUUUCGCUCAAACAAAAAACCUAUUUUUACCUAUCGAUGAUAAUAGGGUGUGUUUCGGUGGUGAUAAGGAAAAAGUGAAAAUUCUUACUUUUGUUUUGUUUUGUCGCAAAAAUAAACAAAAUUUUUUUCUUAUUUUGGUUUCUCCAAUUGAAAAAUAAAAAACUGAUAAUAUGAUGAGUGAAUCAACAACAACAACACAACCAUUGAUAAAUUUGGAUUAUAAUAAUCUUGAUGGUUUAUUAGCAACGGCUAAACCAUCAAUGAUAUCUGAUCCUAUGACCACCACAACCACCAAUGCCUUAUUGGAUUUGAUUUUAUCGACUACGACAAUCAACAAUUUAGAGACAACAACAACAACAACGAUGAUCGAUGAUUCGAUGGCCAAUUUAUCGACAAUAUCAGAUUUGAUUGAAUCAUCGACUACAGCUACACAAUCAUCGACAACAACAACAACAACAAUGUCAACAACAACAACAACGAUAGCCACGACGACUAUUUUGGAUAAUUUCGAUAAUGAAACAGUGGCCAACAUCAUCAAUAAUAAUCAAUCUUUGUCGGAUAAUUCAACAACAACAUCAUUAUUUCCAAUCAGCGGUGGUAGUGAUCUUUUUAAAAAUCUUAAAGAUAAUCUAACUGAAAUAGCUAACAAUGUUUUCGAUGCUGAACAAAAUCUACAGAAUAAAACUGUGGAUUUUUUCAAAAAUGAUCUACCGGAUGGUAUGAAAAAUCUUACUACUGGUAUUGGUUCGAUGUUGGGUAUGAAUAAUAAUCAAGAUGGUCAACAAUCGAAUGAUCAAUCAAUGGCAAUGGCUUAUUAUGGAAUUGCUGUACUGGUUUUACUUGUCGUAUUGAUAAUAGCAUGUUGGGCUGUUUAUCAUUUUAAAUUGCGAAAUCAUUUUGCUAAUAAUAAUGAUAAUAAUCAAAAUAAUAAUAACCGUACACAAGAUGGCGCUGCUAAUAAAAAUCGUUCGAAUGAUUAUCAUCCGGAUAUCGGUGGUGGUGGUGGUGGUGAAAUGAAUGGUAAUCGUAAUAAAUAUCUUGUUCGUGAUGUUGAAAAAGCAAUGACAGCAUUAGGUGCCAUACCGAAAGUUGUCGAUAAUGGUGGUAAAGAUGAUGGUGAAUAUGAUGAUGAUGAUGAUGAACCGAAUGAUAAUGAAAAACAAAAACGUAAACGACAAACAAAUCAAGAUCGAACCGAUCCUGUUGAAAAUGAAGAAUUAUAAACAGAAAAGAAAACAUCCAUCCAUCCAUUUCAUUUCAUCAUUCAAAAAACACUUCCCAGAUAAUCAACCCGGUGAUUUUUUUUCACCCUCCGGUUAGCGGUAAAUUUUCUUCGAACUUAAAAAAAAUAGUAGAAAAUUUCAUAAUUUGUAAAAUCUAAAAUUGUUUUUUCUUUCUUUUCACC
Molecule: messenger RNA, 1597 nt
Organism: Dermatophagoides pteronyssinus (European house dust mite)
Lineage: Eukaryota; Metazoa; Arthropoda; Arachnida; Sarcoptiformes; Pyroglyphidae
Source: RefSeq, a predicted model, not a curated record